GGUUUAGUGCAAAAAGGAUUUAGGAAUCGCGUGGGUACACUACAGGCAGCCCCGUCUGGUGCCGGGGACGACGACCCGGACGACCGAGUACCGACGGCGACGUCGGCGAGGGCCGAAGCGAAGCGAUCCGAUCGCCCGAGCGCCGCCUCCUUCUCCCGUAGUUGGAUCAUUGGUACAGUUACUAGCAAUGUUUUCCUUGUUCUAUGGUCUAUGGAAGCAUGUAUUUGCCAAGACAGAGUUCCGUGUAAUCAUCCUUGGAGUCCAUAAGGCUGGGAAGACGACCUUUCUGGAAAAGUUGAAGUCAAUCUAUUCGAAAGGAGAAGGGCUGCCACAUGAUCGUAUUGUUCCAACCGUGGGGCUUAAUAUUGGACGUAUUGAAGAUACAAAUGUAAAACUUGUUUUCUGGGAUCUGGGUGGUCAGCUUGGCCUAAGAACAAUAUGGGAGAAAUAUUACGAUGAGGCACAUGCUAUCGUAUAUGUUAUCGACUCUGCCUCCACAUCAACAUUCGAAGAUGCUAAAUCUGCUUUAGAGAAAGUUCUUCGUCAUGAGGAUCUGCAAGAGGCACCGCUACUCAUAUUUGCAAACAAGCAGGAUUUAGCAGCAGCAGUCACCGAAGAAGAAUUGGACAGACAUCUUCACCUUAAAGAGUUGGAUGAGAGGCCAUAUAUGUUUGUGGCUGGAUCUGCCUAUGAUGGGACGGGGAUCAAACUUGGUAUCGACUGGUUGGUAGAAGAAAUGGAGAAGAGUAAACGCACCGAGGCUCUGAGAGCACGCACCGACACAUACGUGAAAAUUUAGCAGCACUCCGCCCACGCUCUGCAACCUUUGAUUUUUUAGAAGCUCAAAGCACCCGAGGACGAUUUCUCAUGCCGUUUGGCACCAUGUCAUGAUCAGUUGAAGCCCAUCCUCAAUUCCUCAUCCUUAGUCUGCCUCUGCCACAUUGUCCCAGAAACAAAAUGCCUUUAUUGUGGCGCUUGGAGCUGUAGAUCUGUAGUAGGAAGUCUGUUGUAGUGACGACAGAAGCAACCAUUCGUUGGUUUAUUGGUAUGUGUAGCAGAUAUAUAAAUGUAUCAAAGGAUAUAAAUUCUGUUAGCAUUCAUGUUCAUAUGAUCUUCCUUUUUAUAUGUUACUUAGUUUUGUA
Brachypodium distachyon (stiff brome) is the source of this 1142-nucleotide messenger RNA. Its product is annotated as ADP-ribosylation factor-related protein 1. Lineage: Eukaryota; Viridiplantae; Streptophyta; Magnoliopsida; Poales; Poaceae. The transcript has 7 exons. Gene Ontology annotation, cellular component: Golgi apparatus. Bases 188 to 799 code for a protein of 203 amino acids. Gene Ontology annotation, molecular function: GTPase activity; GTP binding. Gene Ontology annotation, biological process: intracellular protein transport; protein localization to organelle; Golgi to plasma membrane protein transport. The record is from RefSeq and is a predicted model, not a curated record.